GGUCAUGCGGCCUGCACUGUUUUGAUUCACGGCUCAGAGGAGCGGGCGGGGCAGGCGGACAUGGCGGCGGAGGAGGACAGGAGGAGCGGCUGAUUCUCCCAAGCAGCCCUGCCUCUGCGAUUGAACUCCGUUGUUUCACACUUGGCAGGAGGAGAUAUCGGGGAAGCUGGCGGCCUUGUACGGAGCUCUGCUCCUCCCGGAGGACAUGGAGAUCGCGGCGGAGGAAGAGGCGGAGGAGCGCAGGAGGGAGCACUGGAAGCUGCUGUCCAGCCUGAAGACCACAGUGGAGGGUCUCGUGUCCACUAACAACCCCAAUGUGUGGUCCCGCUAUGGCGGCCUGCAGCGGCUCCAGAAGGACAUGAACAACAUCCUCAGUCACGGCUUGAAGAAUGAGCAGGUUUACUACAAGCAGAGAGACUACUGGCCGUUUGUGUGGUGUGUCCGCUACGUCAGCCCUCACCUCGCCUCACACGUUGAACAGUUCAGUAAGCUGGAGCCGGUGCUGAGCAGCGGGAUGCAGAGCACUGGUGAAAGCUUCAAGGCCGAGCGCUGGCUGCUUCACAGCUUACAGGUUCACAUGCUGUCAGCUCAGCUCCGACCUCUGCUCAGGCAUCUGGGACAUGCACGUAAAUACUAUAAUGAUGAUGCGUUUCUGCUGAGCGAGCCUCACGUGACAGCCAUGUUUCAGUGUCUGGAAGCUGUGGAACAGAACAAUCCCAAACUGCUGGCCCAAGUAGACACAGUUGGGCUGUCCCCUCUGAAGGGCCCACAAUGUCUGGGUCUGUUGAAGAGCCAGAGCCUGUGUGUGUUGCCAGGGGCCGGUGGGGCCUGGAGAAACCGUGACGCAGUGCCUAGAGGAGAAACUCUAAACCGCAGACUUACCACCUCCAACUGCUCGUUGCGUGAAGCAGUCUUCACCAGCCACAAAUCUGGACCCUCUACGGGAGUCCGGUCCCAAAACAGCAACAGCACAAACACUACCUCUCCUGCCGGCAUCGUCGGACCUCCCUGGGUGUGUGUGUCCAGGCCAGGGGAGAGCGAGCGAGGCAUAACAUCCCCCCCCGGCUCCGUCUCGGUCCCUUGUAUCACCCUAAAGGAGUCCACAACGCCCACCCAUCCCCAACCUGAAGCUGGGGACUCUGGUGAUGGUGACUAUGACGACGGGCCAGAGUACCUGGCUAUCGGUAACCUGGGGCAACGCAGUCGCCGUGACUCCCAAAGCUCCACCCACAGUAGCGAGCAGGGUGUGACCCCGGGGCAUUCCAUGGAGCGAAGAUCCCAGGCCCCGCCCCCACCUCGGCGCUCGUCUUUUUCUGAGGUCCAGAGGGGGUCGGGCCGUGGGUCCCGAGGACACACCCGCUCGUUCUCAGACACAGGGAUCAAUCAGAAACUCAGGAAUGAAUCGCCCGUUGACGAAUGCUGCUUGAAGGACUACAGCCCCUUCUCUCCUCAGUGCAGUGAUUCCAGCGAUCCAAGUUCCCUCUACAUGGAGUCUUAUGGGUCCCAGUACAGCAGUGUGCCAGAUGGGAUGUUCAGGAAACCGUCAGAGGGCCAGAGCCUCAUCAGCUACCUGUCAGAGCAGGACUUUGGCAGCUGUGCUGACCUUGAAAAGGAAAACGCCCAUUUCAGCAUUUCCGAGUCCCUUAUUGCAGCAAUCGAGUUGAUGAAGUGCAACCUGCGGCGUCGGGAAGAGGAGGGCGAGGAGGAGGGAGACAGUGACUGUGAGAUUCAGCAGCUGAAGCAGAAGAUCCGCCUACGCAGGCAACAGAUCCGUCACAGCCGCCUGCCACCCUGCACAACCUCCCACCCCAUUAUUCACUCCACUGACAGUGGAGGCUCCAGGAGGAGCUCUCAGGACUCCUACCAGGGCCUGUCGGACUCAGGCUCAGCUGAGGAGGUGGAGGAGUGCGAACUAAGAGAUGGCUGCGAGGGUCAGUCCCUGCUGGCGGUGUCUCAGAACGGCCUCUCCCUGUCACUCGCCUCCCUCUUCUCAGAUGCAGACAUAAAGCGCAGUGUGAGCAGCAGAUCUUUUCUCAGCUCAGAGUCCAUCUCUCCAUCCUUCCUUCAGUCUAACUCUGCUGAGUCAGUAGCCAUGGGUUUGCUCAGGCAGUUUGAGGGCAUGCAGCUUCCUGCUGCCUCGGAGCUGGACUGGCUGGUCCCAGAACACGACGCUCCACAGAAGCUGCUGCCCAUCCCUGACUCUCUCCCGAUCUCACCUGACGAUGGUGAACACGCAGACAUCUACAAGCUGAGGAUUCGUGUCCGAGGCAACCUCGAGUGGGCACCGCCGCGACCGCAGAUCAUCUUCAACAUCCACCCUGCCCCCAAGAAGAAGAUAGUUGUGGCUAAACAGAACUACCGCUGCGCUGGCUGUGGCACCCGCAUCGACCCAGACUAUAUUAAGCGACUGCGUUACUGUGAGUACCUCGGCCGUUACUUCUGUCAGUGCUGCCAUGAGAACGCCCAGGCGGUGGUUCCCGGUCGAGUGCUGAGGAAGUGGGACUUCAGCAAGUACUACGUCAGCAACUUUGCCCGUGACCUUCUGAGCAAGAUUGCUGGAGACCCACUGUUCAACCCUAAUGACAUCAACAGCGGCCUCUACAAGAAGGUUAAACCUCUGGAGGCUGUACGGGUUUUGAGGGUGCAGCUGUUCCACAUGAAAAAUCUCUUCAAGACCUGUCGCUUUGCUAAAGGGGUGCUGGACCACUUCGACAGCCUGCCAGGUCACCUGACUGAGGACCUUCACCUCUUCUCCCUCAAUGACCUCAGUGCUGUGCGCAACGGAGAACUGGCCCCCCGGAUGAAAGAGCUGAUUAAACUUGGUACCGUGCACGUAGAUGGUUGUGUGCUUUGCCAGGCGAAGGGUUUUGUGUGCGAGUUCUGCGGCAACGACAAAGACAUCAUCUUCCCCUUUCAGCUGAACAAGUGCCAGCGCUGCGAAGAGUGUCAUGCGUGUUACCAUCGAAACUGCUUCCGGGCGGGUAAAGAAUGCCCUCGAUGUCUGCGGCUGGCGGAGCGGAGAGAGAGGAUGGCACGGAAAAACAUGGAGGAACAAGAAGACGAGGGAGGAGGGACCUAGUGCCGGUAACAGAGGGAACUCAGAGGAGGAAGAAGAAGAGCACAACACGACCUUGAUUGUAGUCACUGACCACCUCUCUUUCCGUUCCAGUCUUCUCAGACCUGGGUGACUAUACUCUUUGCAAACAGCUGUUUUGAUCUCAGCAGGCUUUACCACAUCAAGUCAUCAGUUGUGUCACAUGAGCUGAAAAGGAACGUGGCCACUGUUGAUUCUCAGAUAAAUUAUUUCUCCAAGCCCUUUUCACACAUGCAUUUAACGCUUCAUCCUGUUUUAACAAAGGCUACGGUCAUUUAAACAUAGAAAUUAAGUGACUGUUAUGAAACAUAAUAAUUCCUUCCAUGGCAUGGCAGUUUUCUAAUUAUGCUUUGGUGAACCUGAGAGAAACAAUGCUUAGUUAGAAAGGCACACAGAGAGGCUUAAAGACUUAAACUGGGAAAGUGGGAAAAUACAUCUUGGAUCCGCCCAUUUAUUCACAUCUGCUACAAAAUUGUUUGGGUUCUUCCUUGGGCCAUGUUCCACCUUUGCACAUAAUUUCAUGACAAUCAGUUCUGGAGUUUUUGCGUAAUCCUGCUAAAAAAAUAAAGAUAAUUCCCCCUAAAAAUACUUCAGAAUCUGGAUCAUUACGUGGAUCUGCACCAAAUUGCACAUGUUCAUAGAUAUUAGCAUUCUACAGAUUUCUGCAUGAAAGAUCUCUGCAUUAUUUCUUGAGGAAUUUGCAGAACUGUUGAAGAGCACCCUUAUCUGGCAAACCGACAAACGGCGUAUCUCACAAUGUGAAAAGAAAUUCCUGGAUCUUCCCCCUGAUCAGGAUCUGCAUCAAAAUUGGUUGGGCCCUUCCCUGACCCAAACCGCAUCCUUCCUCCUUCCACGUCUCAUGGUAAUCCGUCCUGUGGUGUCUGUCCGACCUUGUUUACAAACAAACAAGCCAACCAACAAACAGACAGGGCUGAAAACACAUCGUUUCCCCUUUUGGAGCAGCGCUGCAAAAAUACAAAAUCAACUUCAAAUUCAUUUGAAUGUCCAAUGUGUGAAAAGGGCCUGAGAGUCACGUCUCCUGUGGUAAAAUCAAUAUAUUUUUUCACAUUUAAAUAGAUCAGAAAAGAAGUAUUUGUUCAGAGUAUUGUGCCCAGGUUUGAUAUUUAUCUUUCCUACAGCUGCAGCUUCUGGCAACUGCUUUGACUCGGGUGAUUUUUACUGGCUACUGGCUUAGCUGAAGUUUGUUUCUGUGAAUUAAAAUGACAGAGUUUAUUUGAAAAGAGGAGAAAAUAGCAACUAAUUCAAAGUUUAGAUCUGUUUUAUGAUUUGACUGAUUUCCAGUACAGACACUGUAUUGAAGCUAUCCUGCCCUUUAUACUGAAUUGUUUGUUUUUAUUUUUAAAAUGAAUUAAUCCUUAGUGUUUUGUUUUAAGCUGUUUUAGCCGUGAUUACGUGCCUCUAGGACCAAUGAACUCAAAUCUGGCAGAGCUGCUGGAUUGAUAGAAGCACUACACUUCAGGUAGAGGUCUCAGAGUCAGUGUCGCAAAAUAUUUUAAAACUGCAAAUGCUCUGCUUUAGUGCUGCUUUGUGAGCCUGUGUGGUUCCUAGAAAGAGCUGUGUGAAUAUGAGUGUGUGUGUGUGUGUGUGAGAGUGUGUGUGUGUGUGAGAGAGAGUGUGUAUGUACACACACGUCUACCUGCUGUACAUGCAACCAUGAACAAAUGAUGUGCACCAGCUGAAUCAGCACUUGCCUGUUAUUUUCGAACAGCUUUGGAAUAAUAGAGUCCAGCGAUUUGCACUGACGUCCUGUCUGUUGUUGGGGAGUCAUGGAUCACUCUCUGGGGGAUUUUUCAGAUGCUCAGUUGUUCGAACCUUCACUGUUUCUUUAAUGAAGCUCCUGUCACCUGGGUCACACUGCAUUGUGAAGGGUGUUAGUCCAAAACGUUAGAGUCUGUCAGUGCAGCAGAAACAUGAGUCACUUCUCGGACUGAAAUCUUUCAGUGGGUUCCCAACUUUCUUUGGCUCACACCCCUUAAAGCAAUAGUUCAACAUUUUGGAUUUGCUCUUAUUUGCACUCAUGCGCUCUUUUGCUCAGACUUAAAUGAGAACAUUGACACCUCUCCCUUGUCUGUAUGUUAAAAUCUUUUAUUGAAGGAUUUUCAGAAACCCAAAGAGGUGAAAUCCCCAGUAUCUAACGAGAGUAAAGAAAACAUUGGAUAAGUAAUAGAAAAUGUGGCAAAAUCUUAUUUUUCUUUUUAUUUAAAUCAUCACGUAACCCCUCAGAUUUCUCUGAGGACCCAUUUGGAUCCUGAGGCGUCGGUUGGGAACCACUGAUCUAGUCACGUGUUAUUGUCUGUUGCUCUUUAAAAGAGUUUCUGCUCUGAAACUCCUUCAGAGUUAAAAACAGAAAAUGUCUUGUGACUGAUUUUGCUUCCAGGGCUUCAUCUCUUCAUCGUCUCUGUAGUGAGUUCAAACAACCAACAGCCUGAGGUCUUUUCACAGGAUGAUCCAACGAUUGUUUGUUUUUUUUUGUGGGAAGAAUUAAUAAUAUGUUCUUGUCAAGAUAGGAAUGAAGUUAUAGGAAAUUAAGUUUUCAACCCACUGAUUAAAUCAAGCAUUUCCGAUUUUUAGUUUCGUUGCCCUGGACGUUUUGUCCCAAGUACAAUCUUGUAUGAAACCUUUAAACAGGCUACGUUCCAGAGAACACCCCAUCCUCUACAGGCUCUGCUUUAUGUAGACAGACUGUCUCUCACAAGACGCUGCUUAAAGCAAUAAGUGUGACGUCCAUGUCCCUCAGCUCACAGACACAGAGCAUCUCACAGAUAAAAUGCUCCCACGUCUCUCUGCGUUUCAACCAGGCUGCUUUUUUAAAGGAAACUCCGAGCUCUUCACCUAAUCACUCCUGAACGAAGCGACCAAACGACUCCAAUGGAGAAAAAAAAAAGCUCAGCAGAUUGUUUGACCUUGGAUUGCCUUUAACACGGAGGAAGAGUGUGGAGGUUUUAAGUGCACUACAGAUGAAAAUGUCUAUAAUUAUUAAUAAAAAUGUUAAUUAUUAUAAUGAUUAUUAUUUGUGUUCAUUGGCCUUUGUUCUAUGAUGAUGUUGACAAUAAAAGACUGGCUAGACUGUU
Hippoglossus stenolepis (Pacific halibut) is the source of this 6186-nucleotide messenger RNA. RefSeq names its product rubicon autophagy regulator (gene rubcn). NCBI's taxonomy places the organism in Eukaryota, Metazoa, Chordata, Actinopteri, Pleuronectiformes, Pleuronectidae. The transcript has 21 exons. Gene Ontology annotation, molecular function: phosphatidylinositol phosphate binding. The coding region runs from base 206 to 3079 and encodes 957 amino acids. The record is from RefSeq and is a predicted model, not a curated record. Gene Ontology annotation, biological process: negative regulation of autophagosome maturation; negative regulation of endocytosis. Gene Ontology annotation, cellular component: late endosome; early endosome.